AUGUUUUUCUUCUUUCUUUCUUUUUUGUUUCUUUCUUUCUUUCUUUCUGUUUCUUUCUUUCUUUCUUUCUUUCAUUCUUUCUGUUUCUUUCUUAUAUUCUCACUCUCUCUAUCCGUUUUGUCCUAUCCCAGAUCUUGGAAUGAUACGUCUUCUUCUUUCUUUUUAUCUAUUUCUUGCUCUUCUUCUUUCCCUUUCUUUCUUUCUUUCUUUCUUUCUUUCUUUCUUUCUUUCUUUCUUGGCGUAUUACCUUUUAAUCAUUUUCUUUCUUUCUUUCGUUUUUUCUUUCUUUCUUGCUCUUCUUCCUACCAUUUCUUUCUUUCUUUAUUAAUUUUGCAUGUUUUUCUUUCUUUCUUUCUUUAUUUCUUUCUUUAUUUUUUCUUUCUUUCUUUCUACAUUCUUUUUAUCUAUUUCUUGCUCUUCUUCCUUCCCUUUCUUUCUUUCUUUCUUUCUUUCUUUGCGUAUUACCUUUUCAUCUUUUUCUUUUUUCUUUCUUUUUUAUUUAUUUCUUGCUCUUCUUCCUACCAUUUCUUUCUUUCUUUAUUAAUUUUGCGUGUUUUUCUUUCUUUCUUUCUUUCUUUCUUUCUUUCUUCCAUUUCUUUCUUUCAUUAUUAA
Messenger RNA from Acanthosepion pharaonis, 612 nucleotides. Lineage: Eukaryota; Metazoa; Mollusca; Cephalopoda; Sepiida; Sepiidae. The record is from the annotation of a GenBank genome assembly.